UACGCUUCUUUGGUUCUCGGUGAUGGCGUCUCUGUGUGUAAAACCUUAUGCCACUACCAAGCGCUUCAACCCUAUAAACCCUACUCGUUCUCUCUUCUUCUCCAAAAUCUCAGCCCAUCCUCUUCUGCAAUCCACAUCUAUCCCCACCACCAUCAAAUGUUCUCUCUCACGGCGUCCCGAAUACAUUCCCAAUCGAAUCUCAGACCCUCAUUACGUUCGCAUCUUCGACACUACUCUUCGCGACGGAGAACAAUCCCCAGGCGCCACUCUGACCAGCAAAGAGAAGCUCGACAUCGCUCGCCAGCUCGCCAAGCUCGGUGUCGACAUAAUUGAAGCAGGAUUCCCUGCUUCCUCCAAAGAUGACCUUGAAGCUGUUAAGAUGAUCGCUAAAGAAGUUGGGAACACCGUUGAUGAGGGUGGUCAUGUUCCUGUUAUCUGUGGCCUUGCUAGGUGUAAUCGUGCCGACAUUAAUGCGGCUUGGGAUGCUGUUAAGUAUGCGAAGCGGCCCAGGAUUCAUACGUUUAUUGCUACUAGUGAUAUUCACUUGAAGCAUAAGUUGAGAAAAUCGAUGGAGGAGGUGAUUCAGAUAGCUAGGGAGAUGGUUAGUUUUGCCAGGAGUUUGGGGUGUGAGGAUGUUGAGUUCAGUCCAGAAGAUGCUGGAAGGUCUCAAAAGGAGUUUCUUUAUCAGAUUCUUGGGGAAGUCAUUAAGGCUGGGGCAACAACCCUCAACAUCCCUGAUACAGUAGGCAUCCUUUUGCCAGUUGAAUUUGGGCAGUUGAUUGCUGAUAUCAAAUCAAACACCCCUGGAAUAGAAAAUGUGAUCAUUUCUACUCACUGCCAAAACGAUCUUGGCCAAGCUAGUUCCAACACUGUAGCGGGAGCAUAUGCAGGUGCGAGGCAAUUGGAAGUAACUGUCAAUGGCAUUGGAGAAAGAGCUGGAAAUGCAUCGUUGGAGGAGGUUGUAAUGACCAUUGCAUGCCGUGGAAAGGAGCUAAUGGGAGGGCUUUACACUGGGAUUAACACCAAACACAUUUUUAUGGCAAGUAAAAUGGUUGCAGACUAUACUGGACUUCCUGUUCAGCCACACAAGGCCAUUGUUGGAGCUAAUGCUUUUGCCCAUGAAAGUGGUAUCCAUCAGGAUGGAAUGCUUAAACAUAGAAGUACCUACGAGAUCAUUUCUCCUGAAGAUAUUGGGUUAUAUCGAUCUAAUGAAUCUGGCAUUGUCCUUGGAAAACUUAGCGGACGCCAUGCAUUCAAAUCUCGACUUCGGGAGCUUGGUUAUUCAUUAGAUGAUAAGCAACUUGAUGACGUGUUUUGGCGCUUCAAAUCAGUGGCUGAGAAAAAGAAGCAUCUUUCUGACGGUGACAUAGAAGCUUUGAUAUCAGAUGAAGUUUUCCAGCCAAAAGUCAUUUGGUCAGUUGGUGAGGUGCAGGUUACUUGUGGGACUCUUGGUCUUUCGACAGCAACUGUUAAACUCAUUGAUGCUGAUGGAGCAGAAUAUGUUGAAUGUUCUAUUGGGACUGGUCCAGUCGAUGCAGCUUAUAAGGCAAUUGAUCUCAUUGUCAAGAUACCAGUAGUACUUCGUGAAUACUACAUUAACGCAGUCACAGAAGGCAUUGAUGCAAUAGCUUCCACAAGAGUUCUGAUACAACCAGAGAAUGGCCAUGCAUCUACUCAUGCUCUUAGUGGAGACACUGUUCAACGUACUUUCAGUGGAACUGGGGCAGAAAUGGACAUUGUUGUGUCCAGUGUUCGAGCCUAUGUCAGUGCACUUAAUAAGGUGUUGGGUUUCAAGAAUAAUGCAGCUGCAUAAAGGUUUCUAGCGACAGUUCUGCAUCAAGGAUUCCCAGUGAGAGUUCUCAAGUGUCAUUUUUUGAGGUUCAGUGGUUUGUCUACUGUUUUUUCUUAAUACUCUCCAAGUGGGUCACAACAACUUCUUAAGUUUCUUUCUAGGUCUAUUGAGAUAUAGAAUUUUAUGUAUUAUAAAAA
Molecule: messenger RNA, 1989 nt
Organism: Telopea speciosissima
Lineage: Eukaryota; Viridiplantae; Streptophyta; Magnoliopsida; Proteales; Proteaceae
Product: 2-isopropylmalate synthase 1, chloroplastic-like
Exons: 12
Coding region: 23-1813 (596 amino acids)
Biological process (GO): L-leucine biosynthetic process
Cellular component (GO): chloroplast
Molecular function (GO): 2-isopropylmalate synthase activity
Source: RefSeq, a predicted model, not a curated record